CUUGUCAGGAAAGCAAAGUUUGGGUGAUCUAUUGAUUGAUCGAUCGAGAAUGAAGACCGGGAUGUUGCUGAUCGUCGUUUUUGCCACACUCCUCGUCACCCAAAAGCCCGUCACUGCGCAGCUCAGUCCCUUGUUCUAUGCUCGGAGCUGUCCCAAUUUGCAAGCCUUGGUGAGAAGAGUAGUCCAGCAAGCCGUCUUUCAAGAGCCCAGGAUGGCCGCUUCGCUGCUUCGCCUGUUCUUCCACGACUGCUUCGUCCAAGGUUGCGAUGCCUCCAUCCUCCUGGACGAUACCUCGAGCUUCACCGGGGAGAAGACCGCAGUCCCGAACCGGAACUCCGUCCGAGGAUUCGAAGUUAUUGACAACAUCAAGUCGGCGGUUGAGAAUGCAUGCCCGAGAACAGUCUCCUGUGCUGAUAUCCUCGCUCUUGCAGCUCGCGAAAGCGUCCUAGCCUUGCAAGGACCAGCAUGGAGUGUUCCUCUGGGACGCCGAGACAGCACCAUUGCAAGCCUCGCCUCAGCCAACAAUGAUAUUCCAGCUCCAACUUCGACACUCUCACAGCUCAUCUCAAAGUUUCAGGCCAAGGGACUGUCGAUCCAAGACUUGGUCGCAACCUCGGGUGCUCAUACGAUCGGGCUUGCUCGCUGCGUGACCUUCCGAGACCGUCUCUACAACUUCAGCAACACCGGAGCUCCAGAUCCAAAUCUCAACAGGUUCUUCCUUGCAAACUUGCAGCAGCAGUGCAGCCCCUCGACUUCAUCGGACAAUAGCCUCUCCGCCCUCGAUGUCAGGAGCCCGAAUAGAUUUGACAACUCGUACUUCGUCAACCUCCAAUUCAACCGGGGACUUCUCAACUCGGACCAAGUUUUGGCAUCCACGCAGAACGGUGUCGCUCAGGGGCUUGUAAGCUUGUAUGCUAACAGGCCGUUUCAGUUCUUCAGAGAUUUUGCGUCGGCAAUGGUCAACAUGGGGAACAUCAGUCCGCUCACGGGCAGUGCGGGACAAAUCCGAACCAGCUGCCGCGUUGUCAAUUAAUGAUGUUAUAACAGAGGAAAAAAAAAACGAUUUUUGACGGCUGUGGGAUUUGA
Molecule: messenger RNA, 1086 nt
Organism: Selaginella moellendorffii
Lineage: Eukaryota; Viridiplantae; Streptophyta; Lycopodiopsida; Selaginellales; Selaginellaceae
Product: peroxidase P7-like
Exons: 2
Coding region: 50-1033 (327 amino acids)
Biological process (GO): response to oxidative stress; hydrogen peroxide catabolic process
Molecular function (GO): heme binding; peroxidase activity
Source: RefSeq, a predicted model, not a curated record